AUGGCCUCCGGCCAUCCGACGGCAAGAGCACCAGGCCUAAACGACGGGAUUUUCGGCGAGAGCAGCACCAGUCCGGUGAGUUCCAGGCGUCUGAGAUCGUGCAACCGAGAGCGGGAAAACGCCGGCGAAGAGCUUCAGUUCCCGACGGCUGAAGAGACCAAGCGCGGCUGUCGAAGGAUGACCCUUCGCGACGAGUCGAGCAGCCCUGCCGGCGGACGAGAGCACCCAGCCGUUGCCGU
Messenger RNA from Striga asiatica, 239 nucleotides. NCBI's taxonomy places the organism in Eukaryota, Viridiplantae, Streptophyta, Magnoliopsida, Lamiales, Orobanchaceae. The record is from the annotation of a GenBank genome assembly.